This is a messenger RNA of Mercurialis annua (annual mercury), 942 nucleotides long. RefSeq lists its product as uncharacterized. The record is from RefSeq and is a predicted model, not a curated record. Lineage: Eukaryota; Viridiplantae; Streptophyta; Magnoliopsida; Malpighiales; Euphorbiaceae. The coding region runs from base 177 to 632 and encodes 151 amino acids. The transcript is spliced from 5 exons. Gene Ontology annotation, biological process: proteasome assembly.
GUAGUUCAACAUCAUUCAUAUUUCAUACUGCAACAGAAGCGCGGCUCUGCAAUUUGACGACUCUAGCUCCGAUCACCACUGCUUUUUUUAAUAACUUCAAUUGAUUGAUACUAACAUAACAAAUACACAAUCCCUCCGUUUUGCUGCUAUCUGAGCGCGUUGGUAUAGUCAAAAAAAUGAACGGUGAACAUUUGGAGUUGAAUAGCUCUUUGAGAAACCUCACAGUAGAAGAAAAGCCACAGACCGAUGAAACUAGCGCCGGCGCCGGCGAUGUUGGUUUGGAGAUCAACUGCUUCACCGAAAUCAUAGACGACAGCAGUCCCUUGCAUUUCCAAAUCAUCCGUUUUCCCAAACAGAUUUACGCUUGGAUAAGUUGCAAUUCUGCUAAAUUCGGUCAUUUGUACGCUGCUGCUCCUACUCGCCCUGAUAAUUCGGUAGGUGUGUCUUGUUUGCUCGGGGGAGCUUCUGAUAAUACCGGAUCUUCCAUUGCUCGACGUUUAGUGUUAAAAACUGGCCUCAAUGUAAUCCUGGCUUGUAAUAUUCCUAAAAACAAUCCCAUGCUUCAGGCAAAUGCUGAGAAAAAAUUGGUGGAGAAGCUAAUUUCUUUGGGGUAUACACAGCCAAAAUCUUAAGUAGCAUAGCAGAGAGUUGGAAGGAGAUUACAAGACAGGUAUCAAGUUAGAAAUCUGUGACAGAUAAAACUAUCUUACUAUAAUAUUUUGCUUCUGAUUUGAAUAGUUCAAUAGUAGAUCACAUGAUAUCAAAUAUACUUAUUCUUCUAGGGCUGUGAUGUAAUCAUAGAAUUCAAAAGCAUUUAUGGUUGACUUUGCUCUACAUUUUGUACGGUUUGAGCAUGUAACUUUUCUCUUUAUGUGUGUAUUGACUCCAUAAACUAUUGCUAUCUAGAAUAUUAAAUCAAAAAGCUUAUUUUAUUUGGUUCCA